Rotaria socialis is the source of this 2088-nucleotide messenger RNA. NCBI's taxonomy places the organism in Eukaryota, Metazoa, Rotifera, Eurotatoria, Philodinida, Philodinidae. The record is from the annotation of a GenBank genome assembly.
AUGAAUAUUAGUAAUUCAAAAUAUGAAAAUAAUUCUCAAACAAAACAAUCACUCAUAGCAAAAGGCAUUCAGCAAGCAUGGUGUCGACGAUUUUCUUCAAAUAUUCAUUCAGGUGUUCGAGUUAAAAUGCAGCAACAACCUAUACAGGAAAAUCGUGACCCUCGAUCAAAAUUAUCUUCAUUAAACCACAUUCAAUCAAUGCUAAAACACUUUCGAAUUGAAUCAGCUGUAUGUCAAAAUUCAUCAAAGCAACUUGAUCAUUCAUCUCAAAAUCAAUCAUUGUCUUCCUAUGAAUUAAAAUCUAUUCUGCAUAAUAAUAAUCAUGAUCUUCUUCUCCACAAACAAAAUCAUGAAACCAAUGAGAAAGAUAAAACUAUGAAUAGUAUUGGUGUACAAACAACAAUACUAGCCAAACUUGAUCGACAAACAUCGUGUGAUAUUCUUGUAGAAAGAAAAAAACUUAUUCGGAAAAGUCAAUCAUCAUCAUUGUCGACAGUUUCUGAUUCUAAAACAUCAAUAUCAGAUGAAAGCUCAACAUAUACGGACAGUACGUCAACAGAUAUGACAACACUUAGUACUGAUACUACUACUACUACUACUAACAGUAGUACAAAUAUGAAUCAUCAUAAACGAUAUCAACGUAAUAAAAAUCGAAAUAGCAAUGCAAUAGAUACUGAUAUCGAAGAAACUCUUGAACGUAAAUCUCAAACAGAAAAGUCAAUACAGAAAUCAUCGUAUGACGAACAGUCAUUACAGAAUAUAAAAAUUAACACGCCAUGUUGUUCUCCAUCAACUUCAUCAACAGCAGGAAAACAACGGUUUUUUAGUGCGUUCCUUAGUCUAUUUUCAUAUCUUCGAUUAUCAUCAUUCAAACGAGAUCGAGCUUCGACAUCUACUUCUAAAGUUCUGAAUAUGGAACAAAAUAUUCGACCGCCAACUUCUCGUUGUCGACGAUCUGCAGCGAGAAAUUUCAAUUAUAAUUCAUCUAUUGAACCAAAAAAUCAUUAUUUACUAAUAGGCUCCGAAGAAGAUUCGUUGUCGAAACAGAAUCACUUAGAAAAACAACCUUCUCUAUAUUCAAUUCAAAAUAAAUCACUAUCAAUGAGAAAACAAUAUCGACGAAUCAAUAAAUCAAAUUCAACUAUCGUUGAUUCUCAACGAUUAAAGAAAAAUCAAAGGAAACAUUCGUAUAGACAAGAAAGACAUACUCAUCGUCAUCGAAAGAAACGAAAACAAAUUCCCGCUGAUAAUCAUUCCAAAGAACUCGUUGGAGAAAGUAUAAAACCAUCAGUAUGUACUAUGGAAGAUCCUAGCAAAAACUCUUCAUCAGUGCAUGAGGAUACCCAACAAACAUCAAUUCUCUAUCCUACUGUUGAAAGCGAAAGAUCGCACCAUGUAUUUCUUCAAGAACAAGAUCUUUCUUCAAAGUGUAUCGAUAAUCAUUCGACAGAUACUGUUCCGUGCUUAGAGAAUCAUGAAAUAUUUAAAUCGAAUCCUUUGCCAUCUUCAUUUCAGAAAAUAUUAAAUCAGCAUGUGUCUCAUCCAAUAGAAUCCGUUCGUUUACGUGUUAAAAAUAAAAAUUUAAUUUCAAAUUUAUCCCAAUCGUCUAUCUACCAUGUCGAUGAUUCAAUAAAAUGUCACCAUAGAAAUCUAAUCAACGAAUUUAAAUCGAUUCUUCAACAAACAAAAAGUAUUCAUACUAAUAAUAAUUCUUUUGACGAUGAUAAUUUAAAAGCACAAGCAAACUUCAAUGCAUCGAAUAUAGCGUCGACUUUUUGCUCAAUAAACAAUCUAAAUGAUAACAAAUCUCACAAUCCAUCUAUGGCUUCGUCACAUAGUUCAACAAAAUCGAUUGAGAAUCAUUCUAUAUCAAUUCCUCAAACAAUAAAAAAUCAAAGUGAUACUAUUCGUGAAGGUGUCGAACAGCUCAUUCGCUAUCAAGAAUUAUCUCGAUCAUAUAAAUUAACAAGUAAUAAAGCUGUUAGACAAUUCCUUACGCGAUCGUCAAUUUUAUCGCCACAAUCUCUUCAUAAAUUAUCUAUAAAAAAUGAGCCCCAUUCAACAAAACAAGUCAAAGAAAAAAACUGA